Messenger RNA from Sorghum bicolor (sorghum), 672 nucleotides. RefSeq lists its product as uncharacterized. Gene Ontology annotation, molecular function: nucleic acid binding; zinc ion binding. The transcript is spliced from 2 exons. Lineage: Eukaryota; Viridiplantae; Streptophyta; Magnoliopsida; Poales; Poaceae. Bases 60 to 383 code for a protein of 107 amino acids. The record is from RefSeq and is a predicted model, not a curated record.
CUGAUUUCAUUCUUGCAUCGCUUCCGCCUAGCUAUGGGAACUUCAUCUCGAACUACCAUAUGCAUGGGGCCGAGAAGGGCUUGAAUGAGCUGUGUGGGAUGCUUAAGCAAGCAGAGGCAGACAUCAAGAAGGGUGCUAGCAGUAGCCAUGUGAUGGCAAUCCAGAACAAGCCUAACUUUAAGAAGAAGGGCAAUGCGUGGAGGAAGAAAAAGGGCAAGGCUAAAGGUGAGACCUCUAAGCCAAACCCACCUGCACCUAAGGCUGGACCAACUGCGAGCACCAAGUGCUUUCACUGUGGUGGGGAAGGUCACUGGAAGAGAAACUGCAAGGUGUACUUGGAGUCCAUAAAGGAUCGUGGCAGUAAAGGGGAUGAUAAGAAGUAGGAGCGUGGAGAAGGGAGAAGUUGAUUUCCGCGUGGGCAACAAUGCAAGAGUUGCUGCGUUGAACGUCGGGAUAAAGCAGCUUCACCUUCCUUCAGGAUUUAUUUUGGAGUUGAAUAAUUGUUAUUUUAUUCCUAGCUUGAGUCGAAACAUUGUGUCGCCUUCAUGUUUGAUGGAGGAUGGUUAUACAUUCGCGAGUAAAGACAAUGGUUGUGUAAUAUCUCGUAAUGGCAUGUUUGUGGCUUCUGCUUCCAUUGUGAAUGGGUUAUUUAUUUUAAAUCUUGAUGAUUCA